AUGGAACUCAUAAGGGUGAUCACACUAAUAAUAGCUACCAUCUCUUUUAUUUCAAUGAUUAUCCCAGAAAUCCUUGCCGGAGGAAACACAUCAACUGCCAGUGUUCCCGGCCGGAAUGAUAUCUGUCCGACAAAGCUGAAAUGCAGCCACAAAGGCCCUUCCGUAAGGUUCCCAUUUCGUAUACAGGGCAAGCAGCCGCCAAAUUGUGCUUAUAACCAAAGCUACAAUCUUUACUGCGAUGAAUCGGGCCGUACUGUAUUUGAUAUUCCUUCAUCAUCAUCUAAUUCUUCAAUCAAGUUUAUGGUUAUAAGCAUUGAUUAUUCGACCCAGAUGAUGCAAGUGAAGCCAGCCGAAAAUUGUAUGCCGAAGCAAGUCAGGGGUUUUGAAAUCUCCAAAAACACCCCUUUCAAAAUCAUUUCUAGAUUCUAUGGAUUAAAUGUCAAUGGGUUCUCUUUAUUCAAUUGCUCAGCUAAUUCAGAAGCCAGUCCAUGGAAAUACGACACAUUUCGAGACUACUGGAACGUUAGUUGUCUUGAAAGCCCGGGAUUCGGAGUGGUUGCAAUAGAUGUAGAUACAGAUAUUUUGGGAUUGCCGAUGCAGUUUUGUACAAAGAUGUUCAACACAGAAUUGCUUCUAGGAGGGAUAUAUAAUGGUUUUGAAGGAGAAACAAUUGUGAGUUUGAAUUGGUCUUUGCCGGUCUGCAAAAGCUGUGAGAUGCAGGGUGGAAUUUGUACGAGGCAAAUUAAUGGAACCGAUAAAAUCCUCUGUUUUUCACACUCUGGUUUCGCCUUUCCCGGGGUCCGAUGUCUUCCUAGUAGUCCUUUUCCCCAUUUCACAAACCAUAGUAAACCCGCCUGUGAUCAAAUCCCGUUCAACUGCGAGGGCACUGAUUUCUAUUUGAAGUACCCGUUCCGAUCUCAAAAUCAUCCUGAAUUUUGUGGCAAUCCCAUCUUUCAACUUUCUUGUCAUGGUAAUCGUACCGGGUGGAACUUGGAUCCUAGCGUACAAGUUUACGUGGAUCCAAGAAACAUCGACUACGAAAAUCAAACCUUCCUCGUCAUAGAUCCUAGAUUGCAAAACUUUGACUGUUCUGGUAAUAUUGUUCCUUUCAACUAUUACCAACAGUUGUUUAGCAAAAUAAACAACAAGGCUCCCAGUUAUUUUUAUUUUGAUUCGCCACCACAUCGUAAUUCUGUGUUUGUGUUUUUGGGAUGUAAUCAUCCGGUAAAACAUGUUUCAAAACCACCAAAAUUUCCACUUUAUGUCGAAACUGGUGAAUUUAACUGUAAUCCCAAUUCCACAUCCUCUUCUUACAGUUAUGUUGUGGUUGGUCAAGAUGUUGUCGCUUCAGAUAUUGAAGAUUCGUGCACCGUCUAUAACACUUUCUUCUCAAAGUUCAAUGACUCUGCAACGCAAAACGCUUCGUUCCAAGAGCUGCGACGUAUGAUGGCUUCUGGCUUUCUGCUGAGCUGGUCAGAUUAUAGUGACGGGGAAGAUAUUUACGGGAAUUUUUUGUGCACACUGGAUGUAGAGGUGAUCAAGCGACUUGGGCAGCUCUUAGGCUCUCUAGGUGCCCGAUGGGAUUUUGGGGUUUUUAUCCUUGUUGUAGUUACAUUACUGAUGGCAAAAAGUGUAAUAGCCUCUGUACUCUUGAUGAUUUUUCUGGUGUACAAGUGGCGUCGAAAGCAUUUAUCAAUAUAUGAGAAGAUAGAAGCGUUCCUACAGGGGAACAAUAGCCAUAUUCCUAUUAAGUACUCUUACAAAGAAGUGAAAUCAAUGACCAACAAUUUCAAAGAUAAAUUAGGGGAAGGAGGGUACGGUUUGGUUUACAAAGGGAAGUUACGAAGUGGGAGUUUAGUUGCUGUGAAGAUGCUGACUAAAUCAAAAACCAAGUGUCAAGAUUUCAUGAAUGAGGUUGCUACCAUUGGUAGAAUUCGUCACGUUAACGUGGUACGUCUAAUUGGAUUUUGCGUGACCUUCUCAAAGCAUGCUCUAAUCUAUGAGUAUAUGUCUAAUGGCUCCUUGGACAAAUACAUUUUCUCAUCAAAAAGCUCUAAUGCGACUACGGCACUUAGUUUGAAGCAAAUUUACGAGAUUGCGAGAGGCGUUGCGCGAGGGAUUGAAUACUUGCAUCAGGGGUGCAAUAUGCAGAUAUUACAUUUCGAUAUCAAGCCACAUAACAUCUUGCUUGAUGAGAGCUUUUUGCCAAAAGUCUCAGAUUUCGGACUUGCUAAGUUGUACGAAAAACAGAAUGGCAGCAUUGCAACUCUUACAGCAAUAAGAGGAACAUUAGGUUACAUGGCUCCGGAAUUAUUCUACAAGAAGAUUGGAAAGGUGUCGUACAAGUCGGAUGUGUACAGUUUCGGAAUGUUACUAUUGGAAAUGGCAGGAAGGAGGAAGAAUUUCAUGAAUCAAGUUGAGCAUUCAAGUCAAAUAUACUUUCCUACGUGGAUACACGAUAAAUUGGAUCAAGGGGGGAAGAUUGAAAUUGGCGAUCAUGAAACCGACGAAGAAGAGGAGAUUGCCAAGAAAUUGAUUUUGAUUGCAUUGUGGUGCAUUCAAAUGACCCCUAGUGAUCGGCCUUCAAUGAGAGAAGUGUUGGAAAUGUUUGAAAGAGAUGUUGAUGGAAUUCCAUUGCCUGCUAAACCAUCAUUUCAUCCUCCAGACUCACCAGUAAACAGAAGCGAUCAUAGCUCAUCUGAAGAAUCUACGGAGCCCUUAUUCCCUUCUGUUUCUUUAGAGAUUGAAUGCAUUGGUAAUUAA
Messenger RNA from Oldenlandia corymbosa var. corymbosa, 2763 nucleotides. NCBI's taxonomy places the organism in Eukaryota, Viridiplantae, Streptophyta, Magnoliopsida, Gentianales, Rubiaceae. The record is from the annotation of a GenBank genome assembly.